ACGACGGAGCUAUCUCCCAGGACAAAUGGUUGAUAAUCCGUCAAAAAAUGCUGGAGGUGUAUUGGAAAAUUCUCAAAGAGAAUCCCGGUCCAUCUCCGCAGAAUGAUGAUGCUGGCUGGUACCAAGGUCACAUCAAACUGCUGGCGUGCACGAACGAGCGCUCAGCAAACUUGCUUAAGUUGGCGGUUACUACGGUUACGUCUAUAGGGGAAGUGUGGCCCGGCGCGAAACUUGACGUGAUCCCGGUUAGUGAGAUACCUCGCAGACCGAGAUCAAUCACGGUUAUUCCGGCGGAACCACACGAACCAGAGGCGAUUCUGGCGUACCUUCAGAGUGGAAACCCUGACCUACCUACCCACAAUUGGAAGGUAGUCAAGGUCUCCGAACCUGAAGGUGCUAACAGAAAGGCGGUCGUGGUCCUUAAUAAGGAAUCGUUGCCGUUACUCCGAGAGAAGCAAGGCAAAGUAUACUACGGAUUUGAUAGUAUCAAGCUGCGCGUCUACCGGGGUGACGACAAACUAGACCCCAAACCGGUAAGCACGGACGGAGGAAAGGUAGACGAUACCACUAACUCUGACGACCAAAUGGACGCCCAAUCAAGUACAGACUUGAUUGGGAAUCUAUUUGAUAGCCAGGGCGAAGUGAUUGACGAAGACGAGCUUCUGAAAACAGACCCAGAAGACGCCGACGUCACAAUCGUCUACGACCCUGACCAAGAUGAAGGUGAUCCAAGUGAACCUUCACCACUCUAAAGCAGCUUCAGCUGCAUUACACCUCCACCUUGGAUAUCAAGGGGAGGAUAUAGCGUUGAUCCAAGAGCCGUGGACCCAUAACGGCAACAUACUUGGAAUCAACGUAAAAGGCUAUAAAAUACUAUACGCAAAAGGCACAGUGAUGAAGAUACAGUAACCGCAGCAUGGGAGACAGAGGAAUCCACAAUGUGGAUCCUCUCCUGCUAUAUGGCGCACGACCAGACAGACCCCCCGCCAAGUAACACGGUCGUCAGGGCAGUAAGUGCAGCAAACGGAAAACGCAUCCCUGUUAUUAUAGGCGCAGAUGCAAACGCACACCAUACACUAUGGGGUAGCACCAACAUCAACACACGAGGUAUCACAAAGGGACCAACAGGACCCAAGUGUGCGUCUUUGCAGCCUGAAUACCUAACCUAACC
Molecule: messenger RNA, 1171 nt
Organism: Lucilia sericata (common green bottle fly)
Lineage: Eukaryota; Metazoa; Arthropoda; Insecta; Diptera; Calliphoridae
Exons: 4
Coding region: 48-752 (234 amino acids)
Source: RefSeq, a predicted model, not a curated record